CUGAGCCGGGGCCGGGCUGCGCGGGCCGGGGCGUAGCCGGCGCUCCUGGGCGUCCGCGGCGCCGGCCAUGGCGGCCGAGGCGCGCGUGUCGCGCUGGUACUUCGGGGGGCUGGCGUCGUGCGGGGCCGCCUGCUGCACACACCCGCUGGACCUGCUCAAGGUGCAUCUGCAGACGCAGCAGGAGGUGAAGAUGCGCAUGACGGGCAUGGCCUUGCAGGUGGUGCGCUCCGACGGCAUCCUGGCUCUCUACAACGGCCUGAGUGCCUCCCUGUGCAGACAGAUGACCUACUCCCUGACGCGGUUUGCCAUCUAUGAGUCCGUGCGGGACCACGUGACCAAGGGCAGCCAGGGACCCCUGCCUUUCUUCCAGAAGGUGUUGCUGGGCUCCAUCAGCGGUUGCAUCGGAGGCUUCGUGGGGACCCCUGCAGAUAUGGUCAAUGUCAGGAUGCAGAACGACAUGAAGCUGCCGCCGGGUCAGCGCCGCAACUACGCCCAUGCGUUGGACGGCUUGUACCGCGUGGCCCGAGAAGAGGGUCUGAAGAGGCUGUUCUCCGGUGCGAGCAUGGCGGCGAGUCGAGGGAUGUUGGUCACCGUGGGCCAGCUGUCCUGCUACGAUCAGGCCAAGCAGCUGGUCCUCAGCACCGGGUACCUGUCCGACGGCGUCUUCACUCACUUUAUCGCCAGCUUCAUCGCAGGUGGAUGUGCCACGUUCCUGUGUCAGCCCCUCGACGUCCUGAAGACCCGCCUGAUGAACUCCAAGGGCGAGUACCAGGGUGUUUUCCACUGCGCCGUAGAGACGGCAAAGCUCGGGCCCCUGGCCUUUUACAAGGGCCUGGUGCCCGCAGGCAUCCGCCUCCUGCCCCACACCGUGCUCACCUUUGUUUUCCUGGAACAGCUUCGCAAACACUUCGGCAUCAAAGUGCUUUCCUGAUGGGGCCCGGGAGGGGCCUGCGCCGGGUCCAGCCCCCAGUGCCGGGCUCUUCCAGGGUCGGGGAGGGUUGGUGGGCCGAGCCCCCCUUGUCCCU
Molecule: messenger RNA, 1025 nt
Organism: Hyaena hyaena (striped hyena)
Lineage: Eukaryota; Metazoa; Chordata; Mammalia; Carnivora; Hyaenidae
Gene: SLC25A10
Product: solute carrier family 25 member 10
Exons: 11
Coding region: 68-931 (287 amino acids)
Biological process (GO): thiosulfate transport; oxaloacetate transport; succinate transmembrane transport
Cellular component (GO): mitochondrial membrane
Molecular function (GO): oxaloacetate transmembrane transporter activity; thiosulfate transmembrane transporter activity; antiporter activity
Source: RefSeq, a predicted model, not a curated record